Messenger RNA from Saccostrea cuccullata (small rock oyster), 942 nucleotides. RefSeq lists its product as uncharacterized. Gene Ontology annotation, biological process: protein ubiquitination. The coding region runs from base 1 to 942 and encodes 313 amino acids. The record is from RefSeq and is a predicted model, not a curated record. NCBI's taxonomy places the organism in Eukaryota, Metazoa, Mollusca, Bivalvia, Ostreida, Ostreidae. The transcript is spliced from 9 exons. Gene Ontology annotation, molecular function: ubiquitin-protein transferase activity; metal ion binding.
AUGGCUGGUCGUAUUGGGGGACAUUCUCUGGCAAGAAGAUUGAGUAGAGAAUCUAAGGAGCAUGAUUUGUCAUGUUCUGGGCCAUCGCCAAUGAUUGAAGGGUUCCUUUUAGCUAUUUCUGCCUUGGAAUGUGGACGACGGUUCACCAAUAUUGGUCCUUUUAACUGUAGAGCGAGAGUGAUACUUAUUUCUAACGGCAAAACAAUUUCCUCGACCGACUUAGACUCAGAAUAUCGUGUUACUGAAAAUGAAGAUCAGAGCUUACUGCGAUCCAUUGCCUAUGGAUCUCGAGGAGGAAAAAUUCUACAUUAUGAAGAAGCCACACAAUUCGCAAAAUAUUCUCUGAACAUGAUGAUUGCUGGGGACAUUCUCGGGGAGGUGCCGCCUACUUUCUGCACUAUUGAUGACGUGAAAUCAUUAGUAUUUUCUACCAGAUUUCAACAUGUUGUCACAGAAAGGGACCUGGAAGAUGUGGUGGAGAUUUUAAACAAUAGGCGUGUAUAUGAGAUUAAUGUAUAUCCAAAUGAAGAACAGUUAGAACUCCAUGAAUAUACUGAACGUGAUGAAAGACUACCUCCACCAGGAACGCGAGUACGAAGAGGUCCAUGUUGGCCUUAUAACGAUCAGAAUUCAGAUGGAGGGGUGAACGUUGAAUGGGACAAUACAUUGAAAUUUCCUUACCAAUAUGACCCCGAUGAUCAGAGGCUAUGUAGCGUCAUCGUUUGUGAUGAACCGCGGAUAUUACAAAGAGAAGAAAUCGCCGUAGGUUGUGUUGUUAAAAGAGGUCCAGAUUGGAAAUGGGGAAACCAGGAUGGCGGUGCAAGUAAUAUUGGAGCUGUUUAUAGAGUAAAGGAAGACGUGGUCUAUGUACGCUGGCCAAAUGGAAACAAAAGUAAUUACAGAUUUGGUUAUGAUGGAAAAUUUGAUAUUGUAGUCUGGUAG